Molecule: messenger RNA, 4131 nt
Organism: Ipomoea nil (Japanese morning glory)
Lineage: Eukaryota; Viridiplantae; Streptophyta; Magnoliopsida; Solanales; Convolvulaceae
Exons: 11
Coding region: 331-3825 (1164 amino acids)
Biological process (GO): signal transduction
Source: RefSeq, a predicted model, not a curated record
CUGCUGACUACUGACCAAACAAAAAAAAAAAAAAAAAUUCAUAGUAGAAUUGGAGAUCUCAGCGAAAAUCUCUCGUUUGGUCUGGAUCGUCCCCGGUGCUUCUGGGAGGAGCUAGAUUCCUCUCCAGAUCGACACAAAUCCACGAAUAGAUCCAAAGAUAUUCUCCACUCCUCCAUUUUCAAAUUUAUAGUUUAUCCACGUUUCCAUCAUUGCAUUGCUCGUCGUCUCUACCAACUCAGUUCAAGCUCAUUGAUCGCGCGCUUAUCUUAAUUAUUAUACAUCGAUCACCGCAUUUUUCGUAGUUAGUUAGGGGAUAACGCCUGUUACCUCAUGGUAAUGGACGCCGGAUCCCCUGAAUCCGACAGUGUUACCGGAAUAGCUUUAAGUUUUCCGGUGAACGAUUCUGAUACGGGGUCGCUGCAGUCCACUCCUAGGCUCCCUCGCCGCCUUCGCCGUCGCCUUCUCGAGGCUAAAAGCCCCUCCACCACCGCCCAAGAUAUUGAAGCCAAGCUCAGAGACGCUGAAUUACGCCGCCAGCAAUUUUAUGAGAUUUUGUCAUCCAAGGCACGCACAAAAUUAAGAUCUCUGACAUGGUCAUCUUCUUUACAAGAUGAGGAGUUGGGGCAACGACUUGAAGCAAAACUUUCUGCCGCUGAGCAGAAAAGGUUAAGCAUCCUUGAAAAAGUUCAGAAACGCUUAGCUAAAUUGGAUGAACUUCGACAAGCAGCCAAAAUUGCAGUAGAAAUGCGUUUUGUGAAACAGCGCGAUGAGCUGGGUAGUAAAGUUGAGUCACGUGUGCACCAAGCAGAGGUAAAUCGGAUGCUUCUUCUUAAAGCUCUUUGGCAGCGAAGGGCUGUAAAGAAAGAAAGGACUGCUCAGUUGUUAAGGAAAAGAAUAAUUAAAGAGAGAAAGUAUAAAGAAAGUAUCCAGGCUGCUAUUUAUAGGAAGCGUGCUGCAGCUGAGAAGAAACGAUUGGGGUUUUUGGAAGCAGACAGAUCUAGGGCACGUGCAAGGGUAUUACAAGUUCGGCAAGUGGCACACCAUGUUUACAGUCGUCGGGAAAUUGAGAGGACCAAGCUGAAAGACCAACUAGCAGUUCGGCUUCGUAAGGCUCAAUUGCUGAGAGCAGAGUAUUUGAAGCACAGGAGAAAUAUGCAUAGUCCAGAUCAAGUCUGUUCAAGAAUAACUGAUCACAGAAAACUUCUGUUCAAUAAACUAGCAAGGUGUUGGAUGCAAUUUGUCAGACAAAGAGGAACAACAUUUGCAUUAGCUAAGGCAUAUGCAGACUUAAAAAUCAAUGGACAGUUGGUCAAAAGGAUGACAUUUGAGCAGAUUGCCUCAGAGAUUGAGUCUGUUUCAAUCAUUCAAACGACAAAAGCUUUGCUUGAUAGACUUGAGAAUCGCAUCAUUAUCAGCCAGGAGGUUCAUGGUGCCAGUCGAGUGUUUAGUUUAGGAAACAUUGAUCAUCUGCUCAAAUGUGUUACCUUUCCAAGUAAAGGGGUCAAUGUAGAUAAAACAACACAGAAAUGCAGCAGGUCUGGAAAAGAGAAGAUUGACACAGUCAAGCUACCAAGGUAUCCAGUGAGGGUAGUUCUCUGUGCUUACAUGAUUUUUGGUCAUCCAGAUAUGGUUUUCAUUGGAAAUGGACAGGAUGAGAAUGCUCUUGCUGAGUCUGCAGGAAUCUUUGUGAAAGAGUUUGAUUUAUUGAUUAAAGUUAUUUUGGAAUGGUCCAUUCAGUCCCAAUUCGGGGAGACUGUCCAUCCUUCUUCAGACUGUCUAACUUUUAGAUCUCAGCUGGAAGCUUUUGAUAAAGCAUGGUGUUCUUUUCUAUAUAGCUUUGUGAUGUGGAAGGUCAAGGAUGCCAAGAUUUUAGAAAAAAAAUUGGUGAGAGCUACUUGUGAGCUGGAGCAUUCAAUGUUACAAGCUUGCAAGCAGUCUGGUGAUCAUAUGCCUGAAAUGAAGGCUUUGCAAAAACAGGUUGCUGAAAACCAAAAAGUUCUGCGGGGAAAAUUGCAGCAACUUGCUGGUGAGGGUGGAAUCAAGCGUUUAGAACACGCACUUCAUGAGACACGGUCAAGAUUUGCUGACAAAACUGAAUCUAGUAGUUUAUUAUCCUCUUCAUAUCCUCAUACUCCUAGUUCAGGUGGUUUGAUAGACAGCUCUGCAUCCAGUGAUGCCAAGAAGUGUGAUGUUGUAGAAGAUUUUCCGAGCGUCCAGCAUGAUGGUGCCUCUUUAUUGAAGCUCCAUAGUUCCUCAAGCAAUCAAAAUGGUUCCUUGACUCCUAAGAGAACUCAAAAUUUUUCCAAGACUGCAACAAUGCCGACAGAGAAUGAAAUACUUGUGAAUGAAAUUUUCCAUGAACCUCCUGGCUUCGACAUUAUUAAGCAUGGCUUCGACAUUAUUAGUCACUACCAGACACACAUUAAGACAAAAGUGAGGCGCACAAUGGACAAGGCUUUCUGGGAUGGAGUCAUUGACUCAAUGAAACAGAAUGAGCCUGAUUAUAGCUGGGUUCUUAAGCUCAUCAAAGAAGUUCAAGAUGAACUGUGCAAGAUGUCUCCUAGUUGGAGACAAGAUAUUGUUGAAAGAAUUGAUAUUGAUAUUCUCUCACAGAUGCUAAAUGCUGGAAUAUUAGACAUUGAUUAUCUAGGAAGGAUCUUGGAAUAUUCGUUAUUGACGCUGCAGAAACUCUGUGCUCCUGAUGAUAAGGAUGAACUGAAAUGUGCUCAUCAGAAAUUAUUACAGGAACUAGCUGAUAUUCCACAAGCUGCAGAUAAAUCUAACACUAAAUUUGCUCUUGUCGUAGUCCAGGGCCUGCGCUUUGUUUUACAACAAAUUCAGAGACUCAAGCGAAGUAGAACUAAAACACGCAUCAGAGGGUUGGAACCUUAUAUCAAGGGGCCUGCUGGUGUUGAAUACCUCAGAAAUGCUUUUUCCAACCGUUAUGGACCUCCUUCUAAGGCAUCUGCCUCUCUGCCUCUGGUAAAGGAGUUGCUUUCUGCUUUGAUUUCAGAGUUCGAGAAUGAUUGGAAUGAUCAUUUGAAUUCUCUAUCGGCAUUGGGGUUAAGCAAUGAGAGGUACUCUCGGGAUGAGGCUCCCUCCACCCUUCGUGCUGGAGGUGAUAUUUUUAGGGAACCAAAAAAUAAAGUUAUAACCUCAACUACUGCAGGAGUUGAACAGCCGGAAUGCAAGGGAGAUAAAGUUGAUCUCUUGGUGAGGCUUGGGUUAUUGAAGCUUGUAACUGAGAUUGAGGGUUUAACAGCAGAAAAACUGCCUGAGACUUUGAAGUUAAGUUUCUACAGAUUGCAAGCUGCUCAAUCUGAGCUCCAUAAAAUCAUUGUCAUCUGUAUCAGUAUAUUGGUCCUGCGGCAAACCCUUCUUACUGAGCACCUCGUAUCCAGUGCUGAGGACAUGGAAACUCUGAUAGGCAAAUGUGUUACGCAGCUGUAUGAGCUGGUGGAUAAUACUGAGGAUGCAGGCAUAUCAGAACUCGUAGAAUCAAUGAGCUCUUGUCUGGAAUCUGAUGAGACAGAGAAGUCCCAAGCAAGGAAGGAGGUAGUGACAAAUAUGCUGAGGAAGAGCUUGCGAGCUGAAGACACAGUCUUCCAACGGAUUUCACAUGCUAUCCGCUUGGCAACCAGAGGAGUUUUACUAGGCGGAAGUGGUUCCAAGGGUAAGAAACUAGCAGAAAAUGCCCUUAAACGAGUUGGCGCCUCUGUUCUUACAGAAAAGUUGGUGGAAACCGGGGAGAAAUUGUUAGUCGUUGCAGUUGCUUCUGCCAGUAUUCAUAGAGCAUGGUAUGCAGAAGUCCUUAGAAACCUUUGAUUCUGGUGAUCAGUAACUAAUAAAGAAGUGAACCAAUGCAUUUCUAUCUUUGAUUUGUAGAUUGUUUAAAUUCAUAGAUUGUUUAGUAUCCAGUGUGAGGAUUCUAAUAGUUAAGAUCUUUCAUGAUUAAAUGUAUUGUAUGCUAAUCUGAGUCUGAGUUUAUUAUACUGUUUCAUAUAUGGUUGAAUAUAGGUAGGGAAAUGAAUGAAUAUAGGUACUUGUUCAAUUGUUCAUCAAUGAACUGGAACAUGAACAUGCCUAAAUUACACUCAUUUCCUUUCCAUUUUAUAUUUGUUUUUGGUUCAA